Xenia sp. Carnegie-2017 is the source of this 1453-nucleotide messenger RNA. RefSeq names its product methyltransferase-like protein 22. The record is from RefSeq and is a predicted model, not a curated record. Gene Ontology annotation, biological process: protein methylation. Gene Ontology annotation, molecular function: protein methyltransferase activity. NCBI's taxonomy places the organism in Eukaryota, Metazoa, Cnidaria, Anthozoa, Malacalcyonacea, Xeniidae. The coding region runs from base 78 to 1076 and encodes 332 amino acids. The transcript has 11 exons. Gene Ontology annotation, cellular component: nucleus.
AUUUUGUAUGAUUUGUAAAUGCACAGACAUCCGAAUAUCUUGGAAUAUCUGUCCAAAGUUCUCUUCAUUUUUCUCGAAUGUCAGAUAAUAAAUGGAAAGAAUACGAUUCAGAAGAGGUUGUUCUAUCAGAUGUUCACCUAUCAAUUCCAUUUACUCGCAUAAAGAAUGGUGAACAUGCUUUGUCAAGAAUUCAUUUUACAUCUCCCAACCAUGCCAAAACCAUAAAUAAGGAUGAUAAGAAGGAGGCUAAAAAAGUUAAAACUGAUGCAGAUGGGGAUUUUGUUGUUGAAAGAUCACAACCUAAAGAUGGCAUCGAACAUCAUACAAUAACAAUCGAGCACACACUUGCUACAUCAUUGUCUGGGGUUGGUACGCAGAUAUGGAGAGGAUCGUUUUUGCUGUCGGAUUAUAUUGUUUUUAAGGAAAACGACAGGUUUGAUGGCUGUACUGCUUUGGAAUUAGGAGCUGGAACUGGUAUGUGUAGUGUUGUAAUGGCGAGGGUUGCAAAGCGAGUAUUUUGCACGGAUGUGGGCGAUGUCUUAGAGAUGUGUAACCUAAACAGAUUAAGAAAUUGUGAAUUGUUUAAAUAUUCAAGUUCAGAUAAUGACGUCAUGUUUGUUCGUGAGUUGGACUUCUUUCAUUCCUCAGAUGUUUUGUUCAAGACAGCACUUGAUUCGGAACUGAACUCAGAUAGCUCCUUAAAGUGCAGUUACAGUUGGACUACAAACGAUAAGAUUCACCUUAAAAAAUUAUCGGUGGUUUUUGCGUCAGAUGUUAUUUACAAUGAUGGCUUGACGGAUGCCUUUUUGGAAUGCAUAAUGUAUUUGUUGUCUAUGAAUCCCAGUGCAAUUGUGUACGUAUCACUUGAAAAGAGGAUUAUUUUCACUUUGGAAGCCUUGGACGUUGUCUCUCCGGCUUAUGAUUAUUUCAUAAAGAAAUUAGAGAAACUAUCAAAAGAAAAUGAAAAUCUUAAAGUCCAUUUCAAGAAGCUUGAUACCAAUAUCCCUCAGUACUUUAACUACCUUCGGGUCAAUGAGUUGGAGCUUUGGAUGAUUCACGCUACCCCUAUAACCUGACAUUAAUUCAAGUAGCUUUUGUAUAUUAUCAUUUUUAUGUAUAUUAUCAAUGUAGCCUAGGUUAUUAUUUUAUUCGUCAUAUUUUCUUUUGUUUGUAAGUUACAAUUUAUGUAAAUUUUUUUCUAAUUUUUCAUUGAAACUAAAAGAUGGUACUUUACUGUAGACUUAGGGCCUGAUUAUAUGGAGGCGAGCUGGCUCGGAUAGCGAGCUAGCACGAUGAUUUCAAGGAAUUGAAAGGAGCUAAAACUCUAAGUUUAAAAACUACAACUGUUUGCAAAGCGCCACACGUCAUUCCGGCUGUAAGCCUCAAAUAAGAGCAAACUGGUUGUUUUAAUUUUAAAUGUUUUGCUUACUUAUUAAAUCAAAACAUUGUGAAA